GCAGGAAACCAAAGGCCAGCCCUUUCUUGCAGCUCCACCUCCUCCCUCCUUGCUCUGAGCUCCAGGCUGCCCCAGUCCUAAGCUCUGCCUGGGAGAUCGCAGCAGUUCCCUCUUUGCCCAGGCUGUGCCAGCAGCUGUAGGUCACCCGGAGGGAACAUGGACAACCCCCCAUACUCCUUCCCGGCCCGCAGCAACCAGCCCUUCCCACACCACAACUAUGAGCACCUGAAGGAAGAGCAUGAGAUCGGGGUGGUCUCCCCAGGGUCCACCGUCAACGCCACGGUUAUCAGCAUGCGCCCGUACGAGCCCCAGCCCCGCGACCACAUCAUCUGGUCCAUCUUCAGCACCCUCUACGUGAACUUCUGCUGCCUCGGCUUCAUGGCGCUGGUUUUCUCCAUCAAGGCCAGGGAUCGUAAAGUCGUCGGUGACCACAGUGGCGCAAGCAGCUACGGCUCCACUGCCAAGUGCCUGAACAUCAUGGCCCUGGUCCUGUCCCUCCUCUUGCUCAUCCUCGUCGUCACCCUCGUGAUAACAGGAGUCAUCGCUGUCACACAUGCAAUGCAACCUGGAGACUAGACCCACCACAGCCGGGUGGGGAGGGGGGUGUCCUGGCUCUUACCAUGCCUCCCAGGCAGGGCUGUCCCUGCCACACUUCCUACACU
This is a messenger RNA of Gopherus evgoodei (Goodes thornscrub tortoise), 662 nucleotides long. RefSeq names its product interferon-induced transmembrane protein 1-like. Gene Ontology annotation, cellular component: plasma membrane. Gene Ontology annotation, biological process: host-mediated suppression of symbiont invasion; type I interferon-mediated signaling pathway; defense response to virus. Bases 157 to 576 code for a protein of 139 amino acids. The transcript has 2 exons. Lineage: Eukaryota; Metazoa; Chordata; Testudines; Testudinidae. The record is from RefSeq and is a predicted model, not a curated record.